Messenger RNA from Ornithorhynchus anatinus (platypus), 1552 nucleotides. RefSeq names its product SET and MYND domain containing 3 (gene SMYD3). Gene Ontology annotation, molecular function: histone methyltransferase activity; protein binding. The transcript is spliced from 12 exons. Gene Ontology annotation, cellular component: nucleus. The record is from RefSeq and is a predicted model, not a curated record. Bases 44 to 1369 code for a protein of 441 amino acids. NCBI's taxonomy places the organism in Eukaryota, Metazoa, Chordata, Mammalia, Monotremata, Ornithorhynchidae.
CGGUGGCUCCCCGAGCGUUGCAGGACCGGACCGCACCGCACCGAUGGAGCCGUCGAGGCUGGAGAAGUUCUCGAGCCCCGGCAAGGGCAGAGGACUGCGGGCCCUGGCCCGGCUGCACCCCGGAGAUCUGCUCUUCAGCUCCAAGCCCUUAGCCUACACGGCGUGCAAGGGCAGCCCAGCCGCCGUGUGCGACCAUUGCCUCUGCAGGAAUGAAAAUCUUCUCCGAUGCUCUCGAUGCAAAGUUGCCAGAUACUGUGGUUUAGUAUGUCAGAAACAAGCUUGGCAAGACCACAAAAGAGAAUGCAGCUGCCUACUGAGUUCCAAGCCCCGGUUUCCUCCCGAUUCAGUCAGACUGCUUGGCAGAGUUGUUUUCAAGCUACUGAGAGAAUCAUCUUGUCCUUCAGAGAAACUCUACUCUUUUUCGGAACUGGAAUCAAAUAUUAAAAACCUAAGUGAAGAAAAGAGAGAGGGCCUGGGAUACCUUGCUGUGACCUUAAAGCUUUACUUGAAAGAAGAAAUCCAAGAUGCUUCCCAGCUGCCACCUGGUUUCAACAUUUUUGAAUCCUUUGCCAAAGUGAUAUGUAACGGUUUCACCAUCAGCAAUGGAGAGAUGCAGGAAGUUGGUGUUGGCCUGUAUCCUAGCAUGUCUCUGCUCAACCACAGCUGUGACCCCAACUGUGUAAUCGUCUUUGAAGGAACUUCCCUCUUCCUCCGGGCAGUUCGGGAAAUCCAGAAAGGUGAAGAGCUCACCAUAUGCUACCUUGAUGUGCUGCUGCCCAGCCAAGAGCGUCAGAAGCAGCUGAAGGAACAGUAUUGCUUUGCUUGCGACUGCAUCCGUUGCAAGACCCAAGACAAGGAUGUGGACAUGUUGGCUGGUGAGGAGCCUUUUUGGAAAGAAGUUAAAGAUGCUGUGGAUACAGUUGAAGAGCUCCAGUCGCAAAAGAAGUGGGAGCAGGUUUUGGCUACGUGCCAGGCUCUUAUAAACAACCAUAAAGAUCGGAUUCCAGACAGAAACAUCUAUCAGCUCAAAAUGCUUGACUGCGCAAUGGAUGCCUGUAUUAAUCUCAGCCUGUGGGAGGAUGCCCUGUUAUAUGGCCGUCGGACUUUGGACCCGUACAGGCUUUAUUACCCAGGCUUUCAUCCCAUUAAAGCUAUCCAGAUAAUGAAAAUAGGCAAACUGCAGCAGCAUCAAGGCAUGUUUCGGGAAGCCCUGGAGACUCUGAGGGAGGCUUUUGAUCUCCUGAAAGUGACCCACGGCAGAAGACACAGCUUGACAGAAGAGCUGCUGACACUUUUGGGGGACUGCGAGGCCAGCCUGAGGGUCACUGAGGAGGGCCUCCUGAGACUGGAAGGCCAGGACUCCAGAUAAAAGACAACACAAGCAUUGUUGGAAAUGUCUAGGCUGAGUCCGCUAUCCUUAUUCUAGCAGUGAUCUUUUGGUUUGCUCCGUGAGUGCCCCGCCCCGGUGAAAUGACGGCAUUUGAUUCUGCCGGCCAGUGAGGUCUCGCAGAUGUUCUGCACGUCAAUAAAAGCCUUAAAAUGAUUUCUAAAA